Messenger RNA from Cokeromyces recurvatus, 783 nucleotides. RefSeq lists its product as uncharacterized. The transcript has a single exon. The coding region runs from base 14 to 730 and encodes 238 amino acids. The record is from RefSeq and is a predicted model, not a curated record. Gene Ontology annotation, biological process: ribosome disassembly; mitochondrial translational initiation. Gene Ontology annotation, molecular function: translation initiation factor activity; ribosome binding. Lineage: Eukaryota; Fungi; Mucoromycota; Mucoromycetes; Mucorales; Mucoraceae. Gene Ontology annotation, cellular component: mitochondrion.
AAAAAAAAAAAAAAUGCUACCAAAUCAAAGAUAUCUAAAACAUCCCUUAAAGCUCCUAUUUCAACCUAUUUUGAAUAGAAAUUAUAAAUCAAAUUCACAAUCACUUUCACUUCAAUCAACACUAAAUGCGAUUAGACAAAAGCAAAAUAAUCCUCGGACAUCUAAGCCUAUAGAGCCCUUACAAUCAGUAGAAUAUAACAAGCAGCAAGCAAAAGUUGCACCAGCGGGUCGACUACGCCGUGAUGAAGAAAUCAGUGCACGAUUUAUUACAUUUAUUGAUGAAAAUGGGCAAGUACAUGAUCAUUGUCGAUUAAUGAAUGUUCUUGACGAAGUUGAUCGUUCUCGUUAUUUCUUGAUAGAAGUUGACCCCGCCGCACAGCCUAAUCCAGUAUGUAGACUAUUUGAUAAAAAGACUUUAUUUGAAAAAGAGAAAAAAAGUAAAAAGAAAAAGAGCCUAGCAGUACCGGAAUCUAUUUUAAAAGAAAUAUCAUUUGGUUGGAAUGUGAGUAAUCAUGACAUGGAGCAUAAAUUAAAUAAGGCGAUACAAUUUUUGGAUAAAGGAAACAAAGUGAAAGUUGAUAUUGUACAUAAAAAGGGACAAAAUAUAGCAGAUGAAAAAAUGAGAUCGCAACUCAUUUGUAAAGUCACUGAACUAUUAAACUCAUAUAAAAUGACAAAAAAGCCUAUUUUUAAUGGUCAUAACUGCACAAUACAAUUUGAAGGAAAGUAAAUAAUGUAUAUCCCCUCCCCCCCCCACUAUCAUCUACCACCUAAUCAAAUAAA